CAGAAGCCUUUUGAAAAUGAACAUAAACGUCGCUAUCAAAGUCCACUACAAAGAGGUUGGAUUCGUAUUCCCGAAUCAUGUGAAAAUUUAUCAUCAUCAUCAUCAACAACAUCAUCAUCAUCCUCAUCAUCAUCAUCAGCGUCAUCCACAUCUUCCAAAAAUCAGCAUGGCGAAAUAAUUGUCUGCGAUUUUUCAAAACGUGGCAAUUGGUCAUCAGUGAGAAUAUCACGUGCAAUAAUCUUCCGAAAAUUACCCGAAAUUGAUAUUUAUCCAAUGAUUAAACAAACAACAACAUCAUCUUCCAAUCGUCGUAUAACUUCCGAAAAAUAUUACGAUUGUUUCCAAUGUGCCGAGCAGUGUCGACAUCUCUCACUUAAAAACAAUUAUAAUUACACCAAUAAUAAAAAUUCCUAUAAUAAUAAUUCUAAUAAUACAAAUAAUACAAAUAAAAACACAAUUAAAAAUACCUAUACGAAAAACAAUAAAAAUUCCAAGAAUACAAAUAAAAAUUACAAUUCCUCUUUUAAUUCAAAGAAUUAUAAAAAUUAUAACAAUACCAAUAAUAAUAAUAAUACUAAUACCAAAAACUACAAUUCAAAUAAAUCCUAUAAGAAUAAAAAUUCAAAAAUCAAUAUAACGGACACAAAAAAGAUAAUAAAUGACAAAUGUUAUUUCACAAAAAAUGAAAAGAAGAAUGAAAAAAUAUGUCUUAAACAAAAAGUCCUUAAAACAAUAACUAAUCAACAGAUAUUGAAUUCGAAACAAUUUACAAAAACUGAAAUUACAAAUAAUAAAAAUUCAUCAUCCGACUAUCGAUCAUCGUCAAUGUUAAAUAAUCAUUUUUCAAAUUAUCAAACAAUUAAAAAAAGAUCAUCAUCAUUAGCAAGGCCAAUGAGAGUUUAUGAUUCUUUUACGCCACCAAAAUGGAUGAUGAUGAGCAAUGAUUCACAAAUUGAGGAAAAAAAGGAGGGAUUUAAAGAAACAACAGCAACAUUUCAUCAACAUUUGGAAAAUAAUAUUGAGCAUGAUUUCGAAGAUCUGGAGCCUAAUUCAAAUUGUGCCUUCAUCGAUGCUCAAGAUGAAGAUGCUAAUUGGCCUAUCAGAUUGAGACUCGAGGAAUUGCUUGAGCAAAGUAAAAAGAAAAAACGUAAGGGAAUUGUUACAAUACGAAAGAGUAAAAUAAUAAAGUCAGAACAAGGUAAAAAUAGUUUCAAAGAUACUGAGAGGCUGCUCAAGGUACUUAGCAAUCAUGUGGACCAAGAUAGUAGGUACAAUAUCAAAAGAUGCUGCGUCAUGUAGGAUGUUGCACAAGUGAGUUCCCUCGAAAAAAAACAAAAAUUGACGCAGUUCUGAUUUCUGCCCAAAAAUUUUGGCAACUUGUCAAGGUAAAAUGGCCCCCCAUCAUAUCAAAUUUUUAUUUAUUUUUUGUUUCUCAUUUCCAUCAAAUUAUUAAUUAAUCGAUCUUUUUACCAAUUCGUUAAAUAUUUAAUCAUGUUAUUUAAUAUAUAUAUUUAUAUUAAAAUUGCGAUCAGUUUCCUUUGGCAACAUUUCUAGAGAAAAAAAAAGCAAGGACUGAUCAAGUUCUGUGUGAGUUGGAAAUUAAUUGAUGAAUGAAAAAAAAAAAACAAUUUCAAAAAUUUCUCAAUGUAUAAAUUUUAGAUUAUUUUUUGUUAUUAGAUUCACUAAUAAUUGUUACAUUACUGAAUUUUUCAUCCUAAAAUUCUUCAAAAAUAAAGGAAAAUCAUUGUAAAAUGAAAAUUAUUAUUUAUUAUAGUAAUAUAAUAAACUAACAUCUAAUAAUGUCAAAUUAUUAAAUAAUCAAAAAAAUUUUAGGAUGGAAACUUCAGUAAAAAUCUCAAAUGCAAAAUUUGUUAGAAAAGUAAUUUCAUAAUUGUUAAAAACUAGACUGAAAAAAAAUUUAUUUGAUUCAAAUAAUCGGUUACUUGAUUUUUACCAAACAAUUAUUUGUGUC
Messenger RNA from Leptopilina boulardi, 1972 nucleotides. RefSeq lists its product as uncharacterized. The transcript has a single exon. NCBI's taxonomy places the organism in Eukaryota, Metazoa, Arthropoda, Insecta, Hymenoptera, Figitidae. The coding region runs from base 274 to 1299 and encodes 341 amino acids. The record is from RefSeq and is a predicted model, not a curated record.